UAUAAGUAACCAUUUGGAAACAGAGCAGUGGCAUUCUGAGGAAGAAGAAGAAGAAGAAGAAGCAAUGGACAGAGAGCAAGAAGAGAUGCAAUUUCUCGGGUUCGCCGGGAUCUACAAGGAGUCCUUCAAGAUCAUCUCUUCAUGGAAGAAGCUCUUCGCCCAAAUCUCAGUUUUCCUGAUCCUCCCCCUCUCCUUCAUCUACCUAGCCCACUCAUGGAUGACUCAGACCCUCUCCUACCGCAUCCUCAGUGACUCGGUUGACCGCACCGACACCUUGAAGGAUUCUAAAGAAUACUCCAAGCUCUCCCGCUCGAUCAACUCUGCCUGGCUUUCCCUUGGCCUCUUCAAAGCCGGCUACUUCACCUUCGUCCUCGUCCUCUCCCUCCUCUCGACCUCUGCCGUGGUCUACGCGAUCGCCUGCAUCUACACUGGGAAAGACGUCACUUUCAGGAAGGUCAUGCCCGUUGUGCCGAGAGUUUGGAAGAGACUCGUGGUCACUUUCUUAUGGAGCUUCGCAGUUUUCUUUGUCUAUAAUGUUUUCUUCGGCGGGCUCCUCGUAGCCUGUCUUCUCUUCGCCAGCCUCUACACCUACAGGCCGGUCGAUCGGAUCGCUGUCGUGGUUGGAGUCUUCAUAUUAUACAUAGUCGGUUUCAUCUACAUGUCAAUGAUAUGGCAGUUGGCGAGCGUGGUCUCCGUCCUGGAGGACGUCUAUGGAAGGAAAGCAAUGGUGAAGAGCAAAGCCCUGAUAAAGGGCAAGAUGGGGAUCUCGGUGGGCUGCUUCGCUGGCCUCGUCUUGCUCUUCACGGUGGUGCAGGUGGCGUUUGAGUUCCUUGUGGUCAUUGACGACCUUGUGCGGGGACUCAGGAACAGGAUCUUGAUUGGGCUCCUAUGCGUGGUGCUCCUCCUUGGGGUCGGGCUCCUCGGGCUCGUCGUGCAAACUGUGCUCUACUUUGUGUGCAAGUCGUUCCACCACGAGAACAUUGAUAAGCCGUCCCUGGUGGAUCACCUUGAGGUCUACCGUGGAGACUAUGUUCCUCUCAGGGCCCAAAAUAUCCAGCUAGAGCAUAUCCAUGUAUGACUCUAAUUGGAUUACCUCUCUUGGCUAAUUUAUACGUAUUAUAUAUCUAGCGAGAGAUAACAUGAUAUUAUUGUUCUGUGCGGAUGUUGUGGGGACGGUUGAAAGGAUUGAUGAGAAUGGAGAUGUGAAAUUUAUCUUGAUAUAUGCCGAUGAUUAAAACUUUUUUCUUUCGGGUGAGAUCAAAAUGUAUGGUCACUCAAUCAUUAGCUGAGAUUAAUAUCUACUCUGCGUUCAUUUUGAAUUUACUCAUAGUAAAGUGGACACCACUCUUUCCACUUGA
Punica granatum (pomegranate) is the source of this 1358-nucleotide messenger RNA. The record is from RefSeq and is a predicted model, not a curated record. NCBI's taxonomy places the organism in Eukaryota, Viridiplantae, Streptophyta, Magnoliopsida, Myrtales, Lythraceae.